This is a messenger RNA of Calliphora vicina (urban bluebottle blowfly), 1749 nucleotides long. RefSeq names its product putative nuclease HARBI1. Lineage: Eukaryota; Metazoa; Arthropoda; Insecta; Diptera; Calliphoridae. The transcript has 6 exons. The coding region runs from base 1 to 1749 and encodes 582 amino acids. The record is from RefSeq and is a predicted model, not a curated record.
AUGCUUAGAUAUUUAAGUAUAAAUAAAAUAAAUUUAAGCCCUCAAAAGGUGGAAAGUUCAUUAAAGAAACAAAAGGCCAAUGACAAUCCCUUGUUUAAAAAUCGUUAUGCUAUCUUAAGUGAAGAUGGAAAUAACGAACAGGUCCAAAAUUAUAGUGAUGGCCGAAAAUCAUUUAAACCACCUCCAAUAUUACUACGCGAACCCAGUUCGAAUAAUUUAGUGAAAACACUUAUUGACCUUAUUGGUAAGAAUAAUUUCCACAUUGUUCCCAUAAGAAGAGGUGUGCAAGAAACAAAAAUCUUUGUAUACACUGAGGACGAUUACAGAAAAGUCUCUCAAUAUCUAAAUGAUAACAAGAAAAAUUUUUACACCUAUCAGCUGAAAAGCAGUAAAGGCUUGAUAGUGGUAAUUAAGGGUAUAGAGUCCAGUGUAGAGCCAAACGAAAUCAAGGAGGCCUUGGAAGAAUUAGGCUAUAGUAUACGAAUUGUGGUCAAUAUCUUCAAUAGAGAUAAAAUUCCCCAAUCAUUAUUUAGAGUUGAGUUGGAGCCUGAUGACGGAAAAUUAAAAGGUAAUGAAGUCCAUCCAAUAUACUCCCUACGGUAUUUGUUGAAUCGCAGGGUAACAGUUGAGGAACCUCUCAAUCGUAAUAAUCCUGUACAAUGCGGAAAUUGUCAGGAAUUUGGACACACGAAGAACUACUGCAUUUACGAACUCUCGGAUUCUGAUGAGUAUCAAAAUAUCAAUGCUAUUAGGAAAAAAAUACGGAAUACUAGUGACCCCUUAAGUUUGCAAAAUAAUGAAUUUAGAAAACGAUUUAGGCUAUCGAAGGAAGCAUUCAAUUUUCUUCUUGACGAAUUAGUAUUUGAAGGGCAACUUUCUACCACAGUUCCACCAAAAAUACAAUUAGCUGCUACCUUAUCCCUUUUAGCUUCUGGAGGUUUCCAACAUUCAGUGGGGAAUGACUUUUUAAUAGGCAUUAGUCAAAGUUCCAUCUGUAAAAUUACAAAGCGUGUGGUGGAUGAAAUGGAGCGAAAACUUUGUCCAAAAUUUAUAAAGUUCAAUUGCAGAAAUAGUGACGAAUGCAAAGAGAACUUCAUGUCAAAAUAUAAUAUUCCAGGUGUUAUUGGCUGUAUUGAUGGGACCCAUUUUGGAUUGCAGAAACCUCGCAACGAGCAUAUGUUUUUUAACAGGAAAGGCUUUCAUAGUCUAAAUUCAAUGAUAAUAUGCGACCAUCAAUAUACAAUUUUAGCCAUAAAUUCUAAAUAUGGAGGAGCUGCUCAUGAUUCGUUUGUUUGGAAGGAAUCAGAAGAAAGAAUCCAUCUCGAACAAGAAUAUAAUAAUAAUUUAAGAAAUUUUUGGCUCUUAGGUGAUUCAGGAUAUCCAUGUGAACCUUGGUUGCUAACACCCUAUCGAAAUCCCCAAGAAAAUUCAAUGGAAUCGAAGUUUAACGAUAUUCAUUCCAAAGCAAGGUGUAUUGUCGAAAGGACAAUUGGAAUUUUGAAGGCCCGGUGGAAAAUUUUAUGUCACGAAAAACGAAGUCGUUAUAGUGCCGAGAAAAUAGCACAGUUCUCUAAUGUAUGUGCAGCUCUACACAAUAUUUGCUUACAAUUUAAAGUGCCCAAUUACGAAGACGUACAACAAACGCCAUUGGACACGGAAAUGCCUGAAAUAGAUACGGGAACAGAAACACAAAUAACCAAAGUGGGAAACAAAAUUAGAGAUAACAUAAAAAUAAGCUUAUGUUCUUAG